Molecule: messenger RNA, 3008 nt
Organism: Amaranthus tricolor (Joseph's coat)
Lineage: Eukaryota; Viridiplantae; Streptophyta; Magnoliopsida; Caryophyllales; Amaranthaceae
Product: transcription factor GTE4-like
Exons: 5
Coding region: 415-1890 (491 amino acids)
Molecular function (GO): protein binding
Source: RefSeq, a predicted model, not a curated record
UUCACAAUUUUUUUUUUGUUUUUUUGACGAACCCUAGUUUAUUUUGCUCCUUAUUCGUUCUGGAAUUGGUUUAGCUAUUAAAAUUUGUAAAAAAAAAAUUUUAAUUCUAGGGUUUUACAUUUGCUAUUUUAUAAAAUUUGUUGAGGUUGAAGAUGGUUUGAAUUAGAGUUCAUGCUUUGCUGGGUAAUUACAACUGGGAUUUUUGUGGUGAGGGUGGUGCUUUAAAGAAUAGGAAAAUUUUGGCUUGUCGCAAAGUUUACUUUAGGAAGUCUUUCAAAGGGUUGAAAUCUCAAGAGAAUUCCCAAAAUUGAGCGUGAUCUUAAUUCUGGUAAGGAGCUUGGUUUUCACAGAUUUGAAGUUGCUUCUGAGGAUUUUUCAUCUCGAAGUCUAUUUUGUCAACAGGUGGGGGACGGCAUGAGUUAUUCUCAGGUGGAUAACCGGAUUUCAAUUGGUUUGGUGUAUAAGACAAAGAAGGAGAGACGUGAACUGAGGAAAAAGCUUGAGGAUGAGCUCAACUUGGUUAGGAGUUUGGUUAAGAAGCUCGAACGUAGUGGUAGCAGUUUAAGGUCUUUGGAGGAAGAUGGUAAUAAUGAUGUGGUGAAGUUGAAAAGAGUUCACUCUGAGGUUGGUUCUGUUGGUUGGAACGACGGUAGGCCGAUUGAUCAGUUGAGUAUUACUGUUCCUGAACUUAGUCAAGGUGCUAGUGAAAAUAUGGACAAAGAGAAGAGGACCCCUAAAGCUAAUCAGUUCUAUCAGAAUUCAGAUUUUAUUCUUGGUAAGGAAAGAAUCCCAUCUACGGAACCAAACAAGAAGUCGAAGGUUAUGGGGAAGAAGAACGGAGAGUCGGGACUUGGAAUUGGAAUGAGCAACUCUUCAAGUAAGGCUUUCAAGAGCUGUACUUUAUUGCUUGAUAAGUUAAUGAAACACAAGCAUGGAUGGGUUUUUAACACCCCUGUUGAUGUAAAAGGCCUUGGUUUGCAUGAUUAUUUUACAAUUAUUAAACAUCCAAUGGAUCUGGGAACUGUUAAGACCAGGUUAAAUACUAAUUGGUACAAAUCUCCUAAGGAAUUUGCUGAGGAUGUGAGACUCACUUUCCACAAUGCAAUGACAUAUAAUCCCAAGGGGCAUGAUGUCCAUAUAAUGGCAGAUAUACUCUCUAAAAUUUUUGAGGAGAAGUGGAGCAGUAUAGAGGCGGAAUAUAAGCACGAGAUGAAAGCUUCGGCAGACUAUGAAGCUAGUCUUUUGACUCCAACAUCAAGAAAGACUCCUUCUGCUCCACCAUUACGGCCACCUCCAGUUGAUAUGACUAAGAAAAUGGAUAGAUCAGAAUCUAUGACGGCUCCUGCUGUGAAACCAAAAAAUCCAAAUUCUGCACCAAUAGGCAGGCCUACUGUUCCUAAGAAGCCAAAGGCAAAAGACCCUAAUAAGAGAGACAUGACAUAUGUGGAGAAGCAGAAGCUUAGCACUGACCUUCAGAAUUUACCCUCAGAGAAGCUUGACAAUGUUGUCCAUAUAAUUCGGAAAAGGAAUCCGUCACUCUGUCAAAAUGAUGAUGAGAUAGAGGUGGACAUUGAUAGUGUUGACACUGAGACUCUUUGGGAGCUGGAUAGAUUUGUGGUGAACUUCAAGAAGAAUUUAAGCAAGAUUAAAAGGGCUGAGCUAGCCCAGCUUAGAGAUGAUACUGAGCCAAUUGUGGAGGAUGAGGCGCCGUUAGUCCUGGAACAACCAAAGGAAAACAAAGCUGCAGAAGAGAAAAAUGACCCUUUAUUGCCUCCUACUCAACAUGAAAAGAAAGUUGGCAAGCCUAUCCAGUCAAAUAGUUCAAAAAGCUCUGGCAGCGAUUCUGGAUCCUCAUCUAGUGAUUCUGACAGCGAUACUUCUUCAAUCUAAGUGUCAGAAACAACCAAUAUCAUGGGAUACGAGCUGCGAUUUUGGGAGGUAAAAAAAGGUGUUAUGAGACGUUUAGUUAAUGUAAGAGGUGUGGCGUGUAGCUAUAUGCUGCUACAAGACAUGGCCAUCUGACAUUCUGGUAUAAGUUUAGUCUAUCAUAUAUUACCACUGCAGAAGAGCCUCAACAGGAAAUCAAACUGAUUGCCUUGAAUGAGAUUAUGGGUUAAUGUAAGAGGUGUGUGUAGCUUUACAGAAGAACUAUGGGUUGUGUUGAAGUUCAUUCUAACAACGCAAUAUCAAUCACAUAACAUUUGAACUGUAUUUGGUUGUUCAUGGACUGUACAUCUAUCUAUUUAUAGAAAUUCACCGUCUCCUUCGUUUUCAUAGUGAGGCCCACCACUUUUUCUUGUCUUUCGUGUUUCUUUUCUUCUCUUUUGUGGCAAGAUUGCUAUAUUCGAGCUAUAAUACACUAGGAAUUUCCCAUUUGAUAUUAUUUAUUCCCCCAGUCCCUCUCAUUUUGCCUUAUUACUAUUUUGCGGCCUCACUCAUUUUGCAUCAUUUCCCUAUUUGGAAAUGAACCCACCACUUUCUUUUAAUUUAUUCCACGCAAUUGAAUCUCUCUUUCAUUUAUAGCCAAAAUAUUCACCUUUCCCUAUAAACAAACUAUUUCCUAAAUGAUGCUAAUUUAAAGGGAUGAAGUAGUAAUGUUGUUUGUAUCAUAUCAUGAACCCCAUUGAAGCAUAAAGGAUUUCUUAGAUUACUAGAAUUCUUUAUAUAAAAUUUUCUUUAAAUUCAUGUAUGUUCUUUGCUUUUAGAACUAGUGUGACCGUGUGAGUAGGUAUUUUGUUGGACCAAAAUAUCAAAAUCUUCAGUUCCGUAUGGUGGUUAACCUUGUACAUUUACCUGUUCGAUCCCUGGGUGGAUGACUUAUGAUACUAUUAGUUUUAGAAGGGGUUGCACAUUUGCAAUCUCUGGCUGUAUACAAUUAGUUUUUAACAUCGAGUUUGCGAUUGAUUGGAUCAUGAUGCAUGUGGUAGACUUCUGCAAAAGCUUUUCUUAUCCAAUGUUAAAAUUUUGGUGAUAUUUACUAUUAUUUUGGUUUAAGCUACAAAUGUUCU